AAAUUGGCAAGGAUUUGACGUUUGCGUAACAGUGUCCGUAUACUGUUAGACGUGAUUAUUUUGCAGCAGUACGUUCAUACUGACACUCUCAGACAACUAUCCCAACUGUUUGGUGAUUGAUUCGUAUCAAUAAGACAUGUUGCGGAAAUUUAAAACUACUAAUUACUACGUAACUCGAGUUAGAUAUAAUGAAAGUUUACCUAUUAUAAAUAUCUGAAACUAGGACGUGCUUUUCGUACACUCAAAUGAAAGUCUAAAGCAUCACGAUAGUCAAGUAUUUUCUUGUUCAAAUGGCCGGUACCAAUCCUGUUGACCACAGAAGAAAAUGGGACAAAGCUCAUUUUGAGAAAUUGGCGAGUGAUAAACUUAGUAAUGAGUUAGAGGCUAUGCGGAAUGCUCGAAAAGAAAAGGAAACUAUGAAAAAGGAGUAUUUAAAGGCUCGUGAUUAUACAAUUGACUUGGAAUCUAACCUGAACAAAUCUCAAGUAAUUGCAAAGACCGGACCAGGAUCUUCACAAGCAGGCUACUACUGUGAAGUUUGUGACUGUGUUGUGAAGGAUUCAAUUAACUAUUUGGACCAUAUAAACGGUAAAAAACAUCAAAGAAAUAUGGGAAUGUCAAUGAGAAUUAAAAGGUCAACUUUAGAAGAAGUUAAAGAAAGGUUUCAGCUUCACAAGCAAAAAUCCGAAGAAAAGGCGGAAGAGUACAGUUUAGAUGAAAGGAUGAAACAAAUCGCCGAGGAAGAAGAAAAAUUUAGGGCUUAUAAACAAGAAAAACGCAAAGAGAAAAAGCGUAGGAAUAAUGAGCAGUUUGAAGACUCUGACGUCGCGGCAGCUAUGGGAUUUGGUGGUUUUGGUAAGAGAUCAAAGUGACCGUUGUAAAUAAUCAGCUCCUGUAAUUGUGUAUUAUAUUUAAGUGAACGAUAAAUUUUAUACUUCCAA
Molecule: messenger RNA, 941 nt
Organism: Schistosoma spindalis
Lineage: Eukaryota; Metazoa; Platyhelminthes; Trematoda; Strigeidida; Schistosomatidae
Source: the annotation of a GenBank genome assembly